Molecule: messenger RNA, 1038 nt
Organism: Alternaria arborescens
Lineage: Eukaryota; Fungi; Ascomycota; Dothideomycetes; Pleosporales; Pleosporaceae
Exons: 1
Coding region: 1-1038 (345 amino acids)
Source: RefSeq, a predicted model, not a curated record
AUGGCCCUGAACGCUAUACCAUCUAAUCUAGAAUCUCUGCGCCUUGAGAAUCUCCCCGGCAUAACGGAAAAGAGCAUACAACGCUUCGCCAUCUCUCAGCAGGCAAUUUCCAUCCAAAAGCUGGCACUCAUAGACUUGGACAUUGAAAGUGUUCUCACCAUAGCAGACAUACUGUCUCCACACCUUGCGAGUCUAACAGAAUUCUCACUUGUUCAAACAAGCGCCCCUACCUUACUGUGUCGAAGCUCGGAGCCUAGUUUUCGAUCGCCGUCGCUUCGAUUUAUCCACUGGGAGUUAUGCUCUGAGGCUUCUCCUCUGCCUUCGUUCAUUUCGUCUUCGUCCAUUGAACUGCCAGAAUCGCGAACAUUCCCUUUCACGAAUCUCGAACCAAUCGCUUGCCUCGCGACGUCUCUGCUUGCGGUAGGUAUCCAGGCACACGCCUUCCCAUCGCUCCGUCGCAUUCGCAUACCUCACGAUCCCCAAGGCGUCAUCCAAUCGCUCUGUAAGCCUCUCGCAACAGCACUUCUCCCAUCCGAUACGUCCAAAUUUGCGACUGCGUCACGUAUCUCCACUUCAGACGGGUUUUCCAUCAUGCUAGAAGAGCCUGCUACAUUAUCACCCAAAAUGCAUGGAUCCUUUACCUACAGGGCGACGUCGGCAUCACGUGUAGAUUCUGUAGUCGGCUCUACGAUGUUCGAUCCAAGUCCUACAGAAGUCGUCCUUACGCCGAUGCGAUCGCGUCUCGUAGCACAGUCGCGUAUCCUUGCUGCUAGGAAGAAUGCGACCAUGGUCAUUCGCGUUUCUGACCCCGAGGGCAAAGUGAGAGUGAACAAGAUUAUCGGAGGCCAUGUCGGCCAUAUAGACAGUAAGAUUACUUACGACAUUAAGACGGCUGGGCGGAGUGGAUGGAUCACGGGGAUAGCUGACUUGGUCGGCGACAAGGGCACAGAGCUACUUCGGUGUGAUCGAGCAAGUUGUGGACAUCUUGUUAGUGGAGGAACCGGACACAGCGUCUCGAUGGCUGAAGAUCUCUUCUGA